Symbiodinium pilosum is the source of this 1611-nucleotide messenger RNA. The record is from the annotation of a GenBank genome assembly. Lineage: Eukaryota; Dinophyceae; Suessiales; Symbiodiniaceae.
AUGGCAAAUGAAGCAGGCCGAAGCCGUACCCGAACUCCGCCAAGGCGACCUCGCGUGCAGGCUGGCACUCCGCCCAGGGAGCCCCUGCCUCUGGACCCGUGGCAGCGGAGGGCCGCCAAGGUGGCAGAGUCAAAAAACUUGUUUCUGACAGGAGAAGCCGGGUCUGGAAAGUCAUACUUCUUGCAGUACCUUCGAGAGAAUCUUCGGGACCGCUGCAUCGCCCUGGUAGCGCCAACGUGGAAGGCCGCAUCGAGGAUUGGAGGUACUUCUGUACACUUUUUCGCUGGAGUCAAUGUUGGCAAGCUUGAGCACUCAGCUGAGGAGGCUUUGGCAUUCAUUAAGACUCGGCCAGACCCACUGCAGAAAGAAGUUUUCAAAAGACUUUGCCGCACGCAGGUUCUGAUUCUUGAUGAGGUUUCGAUGCUUUGCCCAGCAGUGCUGGAUCACCUUGAGCAGCUUUGCUGCAUGGUACGUGAAUCCAGCGAGGUGUUUGGCCGAAUCCGCUGCAUCUUCUCGGGCGACUUCAUGCAGAUCCCGCCCGUAGCAAGCAAGAAGCUUGCGUUUGAGGCUCACUGCUGGAACAGGUUGUUUUCGAGCGCGACCCAGAUGCAGACAUUGCAAGGAGUACAUCGGCAGAGCAAGGAUAAUGCUUUUCAUGGCUUCCUUAAUCGAUUGCGGUAUGGCUACCUGAAAGAAGAGGACAUAGGCAUUCUGCUUCGUGCAUCAGACCGUGAAGGGGGCCAUGAGUGUUUGCAGAUCUAUGCGAAGAAUGAGGACGUGGAGAAUGUAAACUCAUCGAGGUUGAGGAGACUGGACGGAGACACGGCCACUUUCCUCGCAAAGGAUUCCUUUGCUCCGGAGGUAUCACCCGAAAGCCAGUGGGAGUUGAAGCAUGCUUUGGAGGAACAAUGCCCAAGUGAACUGGUGCUCAAAGUCGGUGCGCCUGUCCGCCUGACCCAUGUGCGGAAUCGUACAGAUUUCCAUCGAGGCAUGGAGGGUACCGUGACCGGUUUCGAUGAGGGAUGGCCUGAGGUCGAACUCGCAGAUGGCGGGGGCAAAAUCACAGUCUGUUCCUGCAUGGGGGCCUCCAUCCAGGCAGAGGCCCGUGGACCGCGGCUUGCAACUCGGAGGCAGGUUCCAUUGGCCCUUGCUUGGGCCACCACAUUGCACAAGGCGCAGGGAAUGACCUUCGACCAUGCGGCAGUCCAUCUGAGCAAAGUCUUCCAGGCAAACAUGGGCUACGUAGCAUUGAGCCGAGUCUCCACUCACGAGGGCCUGAAGUUGCUGGACCGCUUGGGCACCAUGACGGCCGCGAACUUACGGAACUGGCUCCACCACAAGCUGUGCCAGUUUUGUCCGAAAGCUUUGCAGUUCCACAUGGCCAUGUUGGAUCAAGAGACGCGGCGGAGAAUCUGUUGUGGACAAGGAGACUUCCAGCAGCUGCUGCAGAAUGAUAACGCGUGGAAAGCAGCCCUACUCAGAGCUGGCUUUGUGGAAGGAGGGGGUUACACGUACACCGCCUCCUACCCUGACUGGGCCGUGGCAGAGUUCGGUCUCAACUGCCACAAGUGUGGGCGGAGGGGCCAUUGGCGAGCUGACUGCAUGGAGUGA